UUAUUAUUAUUAUUUUUGCAGCCGGCAAUUGUGGAAAACCUUAACAAUAUGAUCGGUAGAUUCAGUUAUUGGUAUCGAGGAAAUGUCUCGGAGGACGCGGAUUGCGUGGCUUGUCGUCUAAUUAGUGGAAUUGGUCUGUUGGGCAUUGGGGCCUUUCUGUUCUCACAAUCGAAGCGUCCGCGUCCAAUCGAGAAAUAUACCAUGAAGGGCUUGGCUGCAGUUGUUGGAGCUUUAGGAGUGGCACGUCUGGCCGAUGCAAAUUUCCUAAAGGCUGACCUUGAGCCAAGCAGGCCGGCAAACACAAGCGAGUCGAGCAAAGGACGCUCUUAGAUUCAAGAGACUUACACAUUUACUCAAUAAAAUUAUUUAUGCAUAGCUAAGCAUCCCACGUGUAUUUUCAAUAAAAAAAAAAAUGUAAAAAACAAAAUAAAAAACAGAUUUAUACAUGAA
Messenger RNA from Scaptodrosophila lebanonensis, 450 nucleotides. RefSeq lists its product as uncharacterized. The transcript is spliced from 2 exons. Lineage: Eukaryota; Metazoa; Arthropoda; Insecta; Diptera; Drosophilidae. The record is from RefSeq and is a predicted model, not a curated record. The coding region runs from base 49 to 330 and encodes 93 amino acids.